Messenger RNA from Corythoichthys intestinalis (scribbled pipefish), 1143 nucleotides. Its product is annotated as chorion transcription factor Cf2-like. NCBI's taxonomy places the organism in Eukaryota, Metazoa, Chordata, Actinopteri, Syngnathiformes, Syngnathidae. Bases 53 to 940 code for a protein of 295 amino acids. Gene Ontology annotation, biological process: regulation of transcription by RNA polymerase II. Gene Ontology annotation, molecular function: DNA-binding transcription factor activity, RNA polymerase II-specific. The transcript has a single exon. The record is from RefSeq and is a predicted model, not a curated record. Gene Ontology annotation, cellular component: nucleus.
AAUUAGCAACAGACAACCUAGCAUAGCGCAAGCGUGUUUAUUAAAAAGCAAAAUGUGUAAAGUCCAAAUGUUAAAAGAGUUGAUGACACAGCGACUGAACACUGCCGUUGAAGAAAUAUUCGAAUUAUUUGAGAGAACCAUAACGGAGUACGAGCAGGAACUUUCUCGAAGAAAAGAGGAGAACGACAGACAGCGCGAAUUACUGGACUCAGUUUUCACGUAUCAAUCUGGCCUCGAUAAAACAGCAGAAGCACGGCAACCAGUUGCGGUUUCUUCAGAGCGGCAACAUGAGUGGACCUCAUGUGUGAAAGUGGAAGAGCCCCUCCACAUUAAAAAGGAGGCUGCAUGGCGCAGUCAAGAAUCUGAGAACGCCGAUGUCACCACGUCACGGUUGACAAUUCUCCCCACAAACCUAGAAAACAUCCAGGGUCGCUACCAUCAAACUCCAGUGAACAAAAACACGAGCAUGGGACCUGGAUCGGACACCGGCUUCGCUGUUCUCUCCGACACGGACGACGCGAUGUCACGCAACGACGAAACAGACCGCAGCGACGACGCCAAAUGUCCCGAGAGUUUCCCCAACCCCAAACGCGUCCGCGUCUUCAACUGCUCGGAAUGCGACAAGACGUUCAACCGGAAGGGAACUUUGGACCGUCAUAUGCGGACCCACACUGGAGAGAAACCUUUCUCUUGCUCAUUUUGCUCCAGAAUCUUCUCCUUAAAGCAUCACAUGGACCGACACAUGAGAAUCCACACCGGAGAACAGCCGUUUUCCUGUUUAUAUUGCCCGAAAGGGUUCAGAGACCGCAAUAAAAUGAUGACGCACAUGUCAAUGCAUGCUUCCCAGUCGCCGUUAGCUACCACGCCGAUGGACGCCAGCGACCCGCGUGACGCUCGUCCGGGAGCGAACGCCACGACGACACGGGAAACGCGUACCUGAGCACCGAGAACGUCUUGCCAACUGCGUAGGAAGUUUAACCUGAUCAAUAUAUCGGAACUAGGAGUGGGAACUUCUUGGUACUUCACCAUACGAUACGAUUUGCAAUACAAAGCUCACGAUAAGGAUGAUGUGACGAUAUGGCGAUACAACGAUUAUCGAUACAUUUGUAGAAUAUGCUAGAAUGAUUUUCUGACCAACAACUA